AUGCAAUGUUAAGUUCACGUUUGUUUUCGGGAGUUGAUAUUAUUUGUUUUGUUUUAUUCCUAGGAUUUAUUCAUUUAUAAUCUUCAGUUUUAGAAUGGCAAACGAAAAAUUGGGAGAAGCUACAUUUACACCACCAAAACCAAAUUAUUUUCGGGAACCAGAACUUAAAGAAGAAAAUGCACCUGCUUCUGUCUUAGAAAGCUUUUAUUGGCAGACUCUUGGAUGGGUUCACACUCCUCCAUUUAUCAAAGCUGAUUUAUUUCCAACGAGAAAAAUUGAUAUACCUAAAUCUAAGGAAGAUUCUGAAGAAUUUCAGCUCUACUUCAAGAAAGGGUAUGAUCCCAAGCUACAGGUAGAAGUUCAAGUGCCUUAUGGAGUGCUACCAAAACGUGUGGCCACUGAUAUCGCAAAACGGCGUUUCUCAGAUAAAAAUUUCGAAGAACUUCUUCAAAACUUUGGUCUUGACGUAAAUGUAAUACGACCACCAUUUUUAUAUUACACAGAUAGAAUGUACUCUCUGAAAUCGGAUAUAGAGGAAGGUAUACCUUGCGAGCCAUUUUUAUCCUUGGACUUCUUUGAUGACGACUAUCUUUAUGAAACACGUUCCCCUGAAGAGUGGUUGUCUCUUGGUGUCGAUGAAAGCAACGUAAAACCUGUACCAGGAACAGCUUUCGUACCUGUUCCUCGGCAAGAAGUUGGUCAACCACUGUAUCUGAAAUGGGCAAAAGUAGCUGUACUUGAUUACGAUGAUUGUCGGAAAAUGUAUCUUGUCAGGAAGGAAAACGACUAUUUGAAUGACGAAAAUCUUGUCUCAGAAUCGGAAAAAUCUUCAGGUUUGUGGGUAUCUCGUAUCUACCUAAUGUUUGAUGCUGAAGACCCUGAAAAAUUUGCAAAGCGUUUGUGGACAGCUGUUACAACCCGGCAUUUAGCUGAAGAAAAUUUAAGACUAAACUAUUACAUACAAUGUAUUCCUUUAGAGGGAAUUCCAAAAUGGCCACAAGGAGACGUGGAUAUUAUAAUAUCUAUCGCCAGGCGCAGCCUUCAGCUACAACAAAAACUACAAUGGAUAAAAGAUCACUUGCAAACCUGCGUAAAAGAGAUGGAAACUGAAUACCAGAUGACAGUCAAUCGUGUAAUUUAUACAGAAAUUUCAGGCCAAAAUUCUCGUCUAAUGAAUGAGUUUCAGAAUGAAAACAUUAGUAAUCAGUGUCCUCAUAAGCGAGGAAGUAUUGUUAACUUGAAUUACAUAUUUUCAGAGAGAUUUGAAAGUUUCCAAAAACAAACAUUUUUGGUUAAAAAAGAAGUUGUAAUCGCUCUAAAUCACGUAGAGGAGCAAAUUCUGGUCUUAAAUAACACGUCAUUGUACGUUCUGCCUCUUGACGAAAUUCUUCCCCUGGAUAAAUUCGAAUCUCUGCAACGAACGCAACUGAAAAAGGUUCAAGAAUACGUUCAAGGAGAAUGGAUGUCCAAGAUGGCAGAUGCCAUUAUAUUUAAUAUUUCAAGCUGCAGCAGUGGCUCAUACGAUUUAGAUCAAACAGAAGUACAUAGUUUAAGAUUAACGAAAUUGGGAAAGCUAUUAAGAGUAGUUAUGUUCAAAAUGCAGGAUGUUAUUAGAUUUGUGAUAAAUGAUUCGUUAGGUAAAUAUGCUAACAUGAUUGCUGAAGCCUGCCAAGUUUUUCAAGAAAUAGAAGAGAGAUAUAUAUGGAAAGACGAUUUUUCAAGCAAUAAGUGGGCUCCCCAAAACACCCCUGUUUUUGAAGUGCCGUUAGAAGUCAAAGACGAACAGGUGCAAUUUGUCGUAGGUCUAAGAAAAUACUGUGAUACAGUUAUAGAUAUAUUUAUAGAAGGUCUACGCGUAACUCAAAACCUUCCGCGGCUCGAAAAAUUGGUAAUGAAGAAAAUGCUUUACAAUCCCGAUGAUAAACUUGAAACUGUGGGAGAGAAAGAGCAACAUAUCAUCCAAUGGAGAAAAAAGGUUAAAUAUGGUAUGCAAAAAGCAGUUACAGUUGCAGAAGCUUACAUACGGUCUUAUGAUGAAACUAUUAAGUCCUUUAAAAUGGAUCAGAUUAAUUAUGUGAAGCAGCUCGCUCGAAAAAAAGCAACAUGUGAGCAACUCAAAAAUCUCAUCGAAUUUCAUCAAGGAGAAAAAGACAAACUGGCCGAUACCAUACCUGCGUUCAUCGACAUAGGACCCUUUCGUUUGAUGACACAUACCAUUCGAACGGUGGCGAUCAAAAAACAUCAACAACUCGCUGAUGCCAUUCUUGAGUAUUUUUACGAGAAACUCCGCCAAACGAUGGAAAAAAUUAAUGAUCAGUUCUUAGUCUUGUUAGACAGAAUAGAGCAACCGACAGGGAACAUAGAAGAUCUGCUAGAGAAGAAACAGUGGUGUCGAACGGUGCCGAAGAAGAUUGAUAAGCUAAGCACUGAUGUGAAUCGCCUUCGUUCUGAUUUUCGUUUGAUAUCAUCGUUUAACCGCAAUAUGGACGAUGAAGAUUUCUCCACUUACUGGCAUAUUCAGGGUUUGCCACAACUGACCAUGAAAGCACUGGAAAAAAGAACAGAAUCAUUUGACGAUGAAAGGGAACUUCUUAAAGAACAUCUGAGCUCAGACCAAGAGCAACUAAAAGGAAACCUUACUCAGCUCAGAAUUCAAACUGACUCAUUUAAGCAAUGGUCUGAUUUUGAAAAGGCUUCUUUCAUAGCUACGGAGGUGCGCAAAGCUCGCAAAGAUUUAACAAAAUAUGAUGAGCAAGCACAACUUUACAGGAAACGUGAACGACUUUUUGGUCUAUCCCUUACUAACUAUCCACAAAUUAAUAAGAUAUCAGAGAAUCUUAAACCUUAUGAGAAUCUCUGGUUGAGCACGGCUGAAUUUCAGAAAUACAAGGAACGCAUACUAACAGAGCAAUUGACCAUCGAUCCAGAACAACUACAAGAGAAUAUAACGGAAUUUCGAAAUAAUGUGGAAAAUAGUUUGGCAUUCUUUACUUUUGAAACAAACCAAAAUGUUCAUGAGGCAGCACAAAUCAUUUUGCAAGAAAUAGAUGAGUUCUUGAGAACACGUUUUAACUGAAUUAAUGUUUAUGUAACUAUAAAUAUAUUCACCUCACAUACACUUUUUCUGAUUUCUUUUUAAAUAAGAAAAGAAGAAUGGGAGGGGGGGGGAAACUCUCAUCUUAACAUAGUAUGUUUUUAUUUAUAAUUUUCUGUUGACUUAAAUAGCAAUGGCAAACCUUUUGUACGAGUUCUAUAUAAAUCAACAUUGCAAAGCAAAUAUAAUUUACACCAUGCACAUAAGAUACAUAGAUCAGCAAAAAUAAAAUAAAAAUGAAAGUGCUUAUAUGCAUAUAUUUUCGUUGUUAAAUUCUAUUUAUUCCAUGGCAAAAGAACUCGUUACUUGAAAGAUUACUUUCAUUCUGAUUUUAUGUUAUAAGUUAUUUUUAAAUUAAGCACAUAUAUAUCAUUUGAUUUUGCAAACAAUCUUUGCUAUUACUAUUAACCUUAAACUGAUUACUAAAAUAAUAUUCUUAAGUUUGCAAACCUAUUUGAAAUAUUAAAAGUGAUUACAGAAACAAAAAUUCUAUAUAUGAAAAAUUUAUUUAGCAAGUUAUUGAAGCAAUGUCUUACACCGGGAAUUCCUGACUAGGAAGACUGCAGUCAGCCUUUUAUUUACCUGUUAAAGAUUUGGUUACAGUUUAUGAAUUUAAAAAGCUACUUUUACACAAGUUUUGGUAUUUAUCAAUAUUUUCUGUACUUUUCUUGUUUAAUUUAUAAAACACAUGACAAAAUAAUCUAAAUUUAUUCAAAUAUGGAAAUGGUGAAAGAAGUGCAUGGGGCAAAAAAAGGUUAAAAACUACUUUUAUACAAUAGACAUGGUACGAAGAAAAUCAAAACAUGUUAUAAACUGCACAUGUUAUAAAAUAAAAUAAAUACAACAGUUAUAUUCUGAAUAAAUAUCUUUUUAAAAUAAUAUUACAAAAAUAAAUAACCCAUUAUGAAAAACAUUUUCUAAAUAUUUUUCAAAACUUUUAAAUUACUAUUAUUACAUAUUCAAGUGACAAUUACUCAUGAGUAUUAAAAGAGCAAUUAAAAAAAAAAUUGCUACCAAAUUUAUUGCCCUCAAAUGCUUAUUAUUGAAGAAGUUAAACAACAAGAAUGUGCAUACAUAAUAUACAUACAUACAAAACAGAUACAUAAAUACAGAACCAUAGAAACUAGUCCCGCAAAAUUUACAAACGUUGAUUCUCGAUUUACAAACGUUACUUAUGUUGAUUCUCCUUGCAUAACUUCUCCAAUAAUCGUUAUUCAGCAUGUUAUUUUAACCUCAAAUGCUUAUUAGAAUUUAUUUUAAUAGUUAAUUUCUUCAAUUUUUGAAAUAAUAUCUUAAUAAGCUCUGCUAUCAAAGUACACUUACAACACAAACAAAAUGUUAUUGCAUUCCAAAUGUUAUUUUUUGCUUAAGAUAUCAGAAAGGAUCCUUUUUAAUACCUUCUGCUUUGAGUGAAACAAAAUUUUAGAAUGAUCAGAGUUGUCAAAAUUGUUUUAUUUCAUUUACUUAAGAGGUUUAUUGAUAAAGAUAUCAUCUUUUGGUACUGAAAUUACUCUUCAGGAAAUACUGAAGAGAAAAUUAAUCAGUACGGAACAAAUUCAAUUCUUUAAAAACAUAGUUAGUUACUUAUAACAUGAAAAUAUUUCUAGCUUUUAUUUCAAGAAAAUACAAAAAGCAAAUAUAGAAUAGAAUUAUGUUACUUAUAUUAAUUAUAUAAAAUUACCCCCUCUACUUAGAAAGAAUGCUUCUUGAAAGUCUUUAAGCAAUUAUAAAAUAUUUCUUACAGAAUGAAGAAAGUAUUUUGGCAAAAUACUGUAAAAACAAAAAACUAUUCUUAUUUGGACAGGUCUAGAAAGGCAUAAAAAUGGCAGGAGUUAUU
Molecule: messenger RNA, 4931 nt
Organism: Stegodyphus dumicola
Lineage: Eukaryota; Metazoa; Arthropoda; Arachnida; Araneae; Eresidae
Product: dynein heavy chain 1, axonemal-like
Source: RefSeq, a predicted model, not a curated record